GUUUAUUGGUUGCAGCUCAAGAUGCUACAGAAGAUGAGGAAGCUGUGGAAGAUACUAUAGUUGAAGAUGAGGAUGAUGAAGCUGAAGUUGAAGAAGAUGAGCCAACAGACUUGACAGAAGAAAAAGAGGAAGAAGACUUGUCAGGAGAACCUAAAGCCUCACCCAGUGCUGAUACAACCAUCUUAUUUGUGAAAGGCGAAGACUUUCCAGCGAACAACAUCGUAAAAUUUCUGGUGGGCUUCACCAAUAAGGGUACAGAAGAUUUCAUUGUCGAGUCUCUCGAUGCUUCUUUCCGGUACCCUCAAGACUACCAGUUUUACAUCCAGAACUUCACAGCUCUCUCUCUGAACACAGUAGUUCCACCACAGAGACAAGCCACAUUUGAGUACUCCUUCAUCCCUGCUGAGCCUAUGGGUGGUCGUCCUUUCGGGCUGGUUAUCAAUCUCAACUACAGAGAUGCCAGUGGCAACGUUUUUCAAGAUGCUGUCUUCAAUCAAACUGUUACCAUUAUUGAAAAAGAAGAUGGGCUGGAUGGAGAAACGAUCUUCAUGUACAUGUUCCUUGCUGGACUUGGUCUGCUGGUCAUAGUUGGCCUACAUCAGUUGCUAGAGUCUAGGAAGAGGAAAAGACCGGUACAGAAAGUAGAGAUGGGAACAUCAAAUCAGAACGAUGUUGAUAUGAGCUGGAUUCCUCAAGAAACUUUAAAUCAAAUAAUGCAAAGUAGAAGAGAUAAAGCUUCACCAAGGAGGUUGCCCUACAAGAGGGCACAGAAGAGACCAGUGGGCUCUGAUGAGUAAUGUUAAAUAGUGCAACAGUUGAACCUUUACUAAUUCUGCCUGUUUGGUUUUUUUGGAUUGGAGUAGUGCAGAGAACCCAUACCACCAUAAGGAAAAUACUGCUAAACAUUUGGACUGAACAGAUUAACUGAAUGGUGUUAAUAUUACUGAAAAUGCACUUCUCUUUUAAUUUUGUUUUUUAAAUUGUUGGGGGUCGGGGGAGGUAGCCAUUAAGAGUUGUGCCUGCGUGUGUAAGCGGUUGGUCUUAACAGAAACGUGUUACCUGAAAUGUGCCUUUAGAGUUCUUUGUAAUGCUGGCUUGCCAUCUGUACAUUGUCAUUGAAGGAUUUCUCUCCUCUCCCUAAUCUGAAUGUUUGGUGACUUUAAUCUGUCUUGAUUGUAUCAUACCUGUAUCAGAACCUGAAUGCAAUUGUUCUUACUCAGCUAUUCUUUACAAGGUGCGCACACUGAAGUUCGUGUGUCCUGUCUCAGUGACCAGGCACUGAUCAUCUCAACUUCUGCAUUAGUCUUCAUUCUAAAGGCACAAUUGGGUAUAGCUGCUUGUAGUGGUAGAUGUUUUGCUGCUGUUUUGAUCUGGGCAUGCAGUGACCUAAAAAUCUGAAUUUAGCUGCAUAGAUGUUAGGAAGACUCUUGCACAGCAGCAGAACUUGUGAAGCAUGGAAUUUGUGUGCUGAAUUGGUAUUACUACAUAAAUUUCUUUUUUAUACCCAAUUUGUUAAAUGGUUAGUUAUUGAAUUGUGCCAGCAUCUUAGGUAUUCAGAUUAUAGUGAUAGUUCUGCAAUGUUUACUCAAGAAACUGUUGAAUAAGCCAGAACAACUUUUCAGUGAGUUCUUGGUUCUCUCUCUUAAGAACUAGAAUGUCAUAUGUAUCAAAAGGCCAAUUUAUUUUUUUUAAAGCUUUACAAGGAUUUGCUGUACACACUUGAAACUGAAUUUGAAAAACAGUUGGAUUCAAAUAAUUAUUUUUAUUGGCAAGCUAUUUAAUUCACCAUUUACAGUUUUUAAAUCUGAGACAUCUUUACACUGGUCAGUACAUUGGUCUGAGGUUUUUUCACCUACUGUUUCUUAACUAGUAAUACAGAUGUGUUUUCAUCACUAGCUGCCUGUUGGUUCAGUAGUCAAGCAGAAAAGCUGUGUGCAAAAUCAAAGCAAGAUUUCCUUUUGUGGCUUACAUGAUUACCAGGUACUGAGGUAUUGAUCCACAUCCACUGUGUCCAGGAAUUGACUGAUAGGGAAAAGAGCCAGUUUGCAGAACAUCACUUUGCUUGGGCAAGGCUUGGACUGUUUGCAUCUCCGCUGCCUCUCUUCCUAUGUCUGAAUGUUAUCUGAAGGCUUGUUGAGUUCAGGAAGAGGCAUAGAUUUGAGGCCUCUGUUGUCUUCUUUUCCUCCCUUUUCUCAUCCCCACCUGUGAAAAUGCCCUUUUAGUUCCACACUUGGUCUUCAGGGACUGAACUUCUGAGCCAGUGAAUGCUGAGUGAUCCUUCCAAAUCCCCUGUGUGUUUGAAGCAGCUAGGCUCUGAAUCUACCUGUGCUGGUACUAUUUUGUUACACACCUUGCCAGAAUGAACUGUGUUAUUGACUCAUACUGCUAUGGAGAAGAUGCUUUGUUCAACUUCAUGAAAAUACAGCUAGUCCGGGCAAAAUAUUCUUUGCAGUUAAGGUUGCUUAAAUUGUCAUUCAGAUCAUUUAGGAAACAGUUGAAUGCUGCCCUCAUAAGGAGUAUCUCCACUCAAAUUGUGUGGAACAGCUUUAUUUGACUUUAUUGAUAUAAUCUGACUGGUUCUGUGGUAGAUUUGCAGGCUUGUAUUCCAGCUUGCAUUGAUUCAACAGUGUUUAUGGAUUAAAUGCUUCCUGUGCUAAAGCCUCAUAGUGAUUGCAGCACCUGAUGCACUGAACUUGGAGGUUCCCUCUCUUGGAUUGUCUCUGACCUGGCAUCAAGAGGGGCUUUUUUCACCUUCUUGUAAUAGGUCAUCUUGAACUGUAUAUUCUAAUUCUUCCUGAGAUUUAAAGGUACUCUUUGAGGGGGUGGUGAUGAUACAGUGGUAUGCCAGAAAAAAAGACAAAGGAUCAGAACAGAUGAUGUUAAUUUGUAAUGUCCUAGUUUUAUUCCUACAAGUAAGAAGUAUUUGAAGGCUGAGCUCUCGUCUCUGUAGUCAGUGGCUGACUUCCAAAUGCUUAAGCAUGAAAGAAGCUAGAAGGCAGCUUGCACUGGAACCAGCAGUGGGAAAGUCCAGGUGUACCAAGGCUGUUUUUCUCAUGGUACAACUUGGCAUUCACUGUAGAUGGUUCAUAGUGACUUUCUUAGCCAGAAGCAGUUCAUAAGAGCAGGGCCCAGUAGAUCACUGCUGCUCAUGAUGAAUGUCAUAACAUUUUUUUAAUUACUCGUUUCUCAUGAAUUUGCUGUAGUUGAAAUUUAGCAGUAACAUUCCAGCAUGCAGUGUGGUAACUGAACUUUGGCAUCUCUAGUAUUAUUUCUAGUGAAAAAGCCAGUCUAUUGCACUCAGCUUUCUUAAAUUGGGGACAUAGAGUUGUUGCUUUAUCCUAUUGGUUAUAAACUUCUUAUUUUGGUACUUGAAUUUUAUACUCUAUUUUUAAACAGGUAUAGCUUAGCAUCACAGGUAUGUUGCUGGAUAUAAUUAUUAUUCUCAGCUGAGUAGGGUGUAGUUUUGCUACUUAAAGAUGAGACAGCAGCAAUUUUGCCUUUCUAUGCCACCCAUUUCCAUUUGGCAGCACAAGCGUCUGUAUAAUCCAGCAUUGUUACCAGUUCUCAGCCAGCUUGCUACACUGCCACACAGCUGCUCCUGGAGGGUGCUGGGAACAGUGACAACUGUGAAAGAAGCUGUGGGCUAGGGUUUCUGUAUUUGUAAAAGAUCCUAAAAUGGUUUUAGAGAGCAGAUGAACUAUGGGCUUAGAGUGAAGGACCUCUGUGAAUUCCUUUCUCACAGCUCCUUAACUUACUCAAAAAAUUGUGAAGACCUAACAAUUCUACGCUUGGGGUAGGAAAAGCAGCUUUAGAGUUCACAUCUACAGAGGCAGCAAAGCAUUAAUUCAGGCUACCCUUGAACUGCAUGUGACACCUGUAGCCCUCUGUUUGCUGUCUGCUUUCUGGCAGCAGUUCAUUUUUUCCCCAGUAUCCUUCAGUCAGAGAAAGAAGAGUGGCUGCUCUCAAGGAUUGAAGUUCAUUCUCCAUGUACAAAAUUAUUAAGGUGUAGGCUGUGGAGCUGGAUGGAACAGAGUGGAGGUGGCAGUGCUUCUGCUUGUGCUAAAACAUUUAUUCUGAAUGUCUUCCUUAGCUUGGGUAAGGUGUAAUCAAAAGUAUCAUUUACUGGUUAUUCCUGGAAUGCAUGGUGCUAAACAAAAUGUUGCAGGUGAGAGCUCUGAAUCCAUUCAAAUGCUGAAGUGGGCUGGUUGUGCUGUUUCUCAGUGUUCUUGAUGUACUGAGCAGUAGAGAGUCUGUUCUCUUUUCUUCUCCAAAGGAAGGACAGUACCUACCUCAUAGGAGUGACAUAAGGGCUGUUUCAAGAGUGUUUUGAAGUUAUUUGGCACUUGCACAAUACACUUCCAUGGAGAUAGUGAGACACAGCACUAGUGUAAAUGGUUGGCAGCUGUACCCAUAGAUCCAUACUGUACUAAUUUAAUCCCCUCACUGACCAGAUUUUAGCAGCUUUACACUUUGACCAUUUCUAAAAUACGCAGAGGAGUUGCAGUUAACAUACAGAGGAGAGCAAAGCCAGAAAGAUUUCUUAGAUUCUGCAAACAUGUAUAGGUGGGCUAAGUAACAUUGUUCUGAUAUUUUUCCAUUUAUCUCCAAAUUUUCCCAGGGAUUUUUUCUAAUCAGUUGAUACAGAUGAUUGUUUAUGUAGCUACAAUCAACAGUCAACUUAAGAAUGACUGAUUGUUUUGGAUUAUUAAGUUCAGGUGAUGUACUGCAACUGAAGUGUUAAAUUAUCAUUUAAUUUCUUACCUGCUGACUUGCAUUUAUAAGUGAGAUCAGAUCUCUUGAAAACAGCUGCAGGUUUUUUGUAAAGUAUACUUGAUUUUUUUUUCCUUAGCAUUGUGUAGCUUUUUUUUUUUUAAUAAAGCAUGAGUAUGGCACCAAAAAAAGGCCUUUUCCUUGAUAAGCAAUCGGUAGUAGGAAAUAUGCAAAGUGUGAAAACAUGCCAUUCUUAAAAAUCUGCCUUUCUACCUGUGUAAUUGGAAUGGAAAUAAUAUUGAGCAAGUUUCUGUGAUGUUUUGGACAAUGGACUAAUAACUAAGAUUAGAAUUCUCUUAAGGGAGGGCCCUGGGGAAAUGUUCAGUAAAUUCCUGAAUUCUGAUGGUUUAAAAGUGAGCCAUAGUGCCCUACAUUUCUAGAAGGAAUAACCUCAUGUUAAACCAUAGGCAGCAUAAAAAGGAUCUGUUAAGAUGCUUAAAGGUUGCUGAAGCACAAGGACAAAUCCUUCCUGUUUUUAUGUGCAUGCUGUUGUGUGACCAAGCAAAUGCUCACAUUCCAUGCAGUUACUCUGAAAAUAGCAGUUCCAGCAGGUGUUCUGCAUCCAAACAGAAGACAGUAAGGCUUGUUGGGGAAAAAAGCCAACAAAAAACAAGACAAGGUUUAAGAAUAAAGAAUGCUGGGACCCCUGUAUUUGUGAGCUAUAUCUGUGGGUAAAAGAGGGAAAAACUAGAAGCAGAUAUGUUGAUGUAUUUUUAGGUCCUGGAACACAUAAAAAUUACUAGAAUUUGAAGCCUGCCUCAUCUUUCACUGAAAAGAUCACGAUAGAUAGAUUGCAAUAGCUGGCUCAGAAAGAACAGAUACCAAGACCAAGAUGAGGUCUUAAAUAUCUGUCUGGCUGUCUUUUCUGUCCCCUUGUGUAAAUAGUCUUGGCUAUAAAUCUGUGUUAACCACGAUGCAGCAAAAUUGCAGCAUUACAACAUUGCAGUCCCUUAGCUGGUAAGGCAAAGCUGAAUUUUAACCGGCCUUUCCUCAUCAUUAUCAAUCUGUUCAGCCUGCAUGGAAAUCACACCUGUUUUCCCUGUGCCACCUAAGUUCACAUAAUGAAUCUGUCACUUGAGAGCUCUCUAUCACACAGCAAAGAGAACACUUGGAGUUGAUGCACUUGGUCUCACAAUGGUCUGAGCAGAUUUUCAAGAGGACUCCACAGUCAAUGUUCUAGUAAAGGAGGUUCAGUCCUGCCCUGCUGGGCCUGGAUGGAGCUACACCGUGUAUUUUCCAUACAGAUGAGCCUGUAGUGGUGGAGCAUUAACCCUGGAGGUAAAAUACAGUACUAGGUUCACUAGAUGGAAAUUAUUACAGCCAGCAAUUCCCAGAUCUGCCAGCUGAGGGAUCUCCCAAGCCGGUGACAGCUGCUGCUCAUAGCAGACAAGCACAAAGAGAGCUUUAGCCCCUUCUGAAAGAGCAGGAUCUAAAUGGAGCAGUCACAGCAACUGUGUCUGGCCUUUCUAAAUCAUUCCAUGCUUUAUCUUGGCCACUGAAGUAAGUUUGGGCACUGCACUUUUUUGCGCUGUUCAGAAAAUAACAGACAAAUGUGAAGCUUGAACUCAGAUAAGCUGUAAAUGCUGGUGUUGUAUUUACUUCCAAAAAAAUUCAGGGCUGUGGCCACCUACAGGGUCAGCUGAAGGUUUGCAGAGGUGGAACUUAUAGUGACACACUGCCUCUGCCACCUGGUGUUUGGCCCCACAGCCAGUUUUUCUUAGAAGUUAAAUGAAAUUGGAUCUUUUAGCCCCAUGUGUACCUUGACCACAUGCAGACACAGAGAGGUUCCUAUUCAGCUUUUCCAUGCAGGCUGAAUCAAAGAGUCAGACUGUUCAGAACACUGAAGGAACUCCCCUGGCAGAGCCUGGAUCCACAGCCCUGCAGAAGCAAGCAGGGGACAGGACCUUGCCCUAAGAGGGGAUUUGAUCCAGUAUCAGCUGGCAAGUUUUCCACCCAUAAGUUUUCAAGAGUAAAAGAAAGAAGGAACACCCCGUUUUCUUUUAGAGGAGUCCACAGAGCAAGGAGGGCAGUUAAAAUGCCCUGUUGCAGGUUUCCAUUGGAAAGGAAAAGCUGGAAUUUAAAUGGCAUCUGAUGACUGUUGAGCACAGUAUGGCAAACAUAGCUACCAAAAUAACAGGUUAUAUUUAGAAGCAAGUUCAAAUACCCUAAAACAUUUUAUUUGGAAGUAUGUCAUAUUUUCCUCAGAGCCUGUAUUUAAGGCUCAGUUAAUGCUUGGUUGUUUGUAAUAGUGGUUCAUUCAUAGAGCAUGGAAUUACUUCUCACAGCUGGAAAUGACAUUUUGCCCAACUAAUCCUAACUUGUUGCUGCUAUAAAGCCAAUUGGAAACCAGGAAGCACAUCCUGCUGUUAGGCACCACAGCAAAGAAAAAAACUGAAGAAAUAUUUUAGAAAUACACUGCUCAGGGACCAUCUCCUUUCCACCACCUUUUUGCCUGGCAGAUUGCAGUUCUGCAGCAUUCCAUUACCACCACUCCAGCUAAAGGUACACCAAGGGUGAAAUACAAGGCACCAGUCAUAGUCAUGCAGCCAGAACAAUCACUUUGUGCUCAUGCAGAGCAAGACAUUCCCUCAAGGUCCUCCUGAGGCUGAACUCCUGCUCCCAUCUCGCUGGGUGUCAUUUACUGUUCCUUUAGCGAGCUGCAGCACCCCUUGUGGUUACUCCUUUCCUUUCACUGGCAGUCCCCAGGGACCAUCACCCUGUCAUUCCCAUUCUGCCGAAUUUAUGGAAUUGAAUGGAGCCAGAUGUCACUGAUGCAGUGCAGUGGGAAUAAGUGCAGGCCACCAAGGACCUGCUGACAUAGUGCAAAGCAUCCCUCAGCUGCAGUUCAGUAAAACACUGCCUGAAGGAACUGGUGGAGAAGCUGCUAUCACUAUUUUUCAAAUUAAGUACCUUAAUUUUUAAGUAGGUGUUCUGCAGCUGCUAAAGAGAAUCUUAAGGUUCAGAAAAAGUUAAAAACUGUCAAAGAUGUGCAUUCAUAAAAAGUAAUAACCAAAUGUAUUAAAGGCAGCAUGUGGCUCUGCAUCCUGUUCCAAAAUAGAUUACCACAGGGUGCCCAGGUUGCUCACUUGUCCAGAUCCCUCCCUUUCCAUCACUUACAGCCCCAGCUCAUGUUCUGGUGAGUUCUGGGUCUUGAGUAGCUGUGCUAGGCACCCUCUGUGGUUUAAACUCCAAGAUGCUGCCAGAGUGAUAUAGACACAAGAUCAAAGGUCAGGCUCACUGUGUUGUGGUGCAGACUUACACUGACUGCUGUGUGAAUGCAGACAGGUUGAUACUUUGAUUUUCUCUGACUGUGGAAUAUUGUGGACCUGGUGCACGUAGCCUUGGAGCCGGUAAAGCGUCCGUGAUACAGGCAUCUUGACGGCAGCAGAUUAAAUGGUGUUAAAUGUCCUGCCACCAAAAAGGGACUUUUCUGGCAAAGUGUGCAAAUCUGGGAGUGCUGGAUCCCAUUCGGCAGCAGUGCAUGCAGCAGGACAUGGGAGGUGCAUGUGCUGCCCCCUCCCCAGCUGCUGCCCAGGAGCCCCAUGCAUCGAGCAGGGCUGGGCUUUGGUAUAACUAAACAGCAAUGACAAAGGUUACAGUCUCUGUUUACAGCCAGGUUUUGCCCUUCCCAAGCACAGGUCAUACAGUAAAGCUUGAGUUGCAAAAACUUGGGAGGAAUAUUGGUCAAAGCAAGCCUGCAUCUCACAGCUAGCACUGCCAUCACCCCAAAUAAAGUAGAAAUACUUAUUUUGGGUGCAGAUUGCUUGGAAGUCAGGUGCUGCUCAUUGCAAACAACAAACCUAGGCUGUCAUUCUCUGCAGGAUCAGGUAACAGGAGAUGGGAGGAAAGGCCAACACACCAAUUGCUUUUGUUACCCAAGUACAGCUCCAUGUCUGAGGGCAGGGGCCCAUGGACCUGUGUGCACACGUUCACAGGAGUGUUUAUUUCUGCCAUUCCUCCUACCCCAGUGCUCGGGGCAGGCCCUGUCCUGGAGCCACCGACCCCUCUGGCUGACAUUCUGUCCCAACCUUGGCACAUUUUCACGAGCAGCAGGGCCGUGCUCCGUGUGUGGUUACAGCUAAAAAUGACUGACAGAAAGUCAGCCCGUAGCGGCGCUGGCCUCCUCUACAGUAACCUCUGCCUCCGAGAUUGUGAAAACAGAUCAGCCCUUUGGUGAUGAAAAGCCUUUUCUCCAGCAGAUUUCUCUUAUUUACAGCCUCCCAUUAACUGAUGUUCGUAAACUGCUUCACAACCCUCUGCUGAAAGGCUCUAGAGAAGUUCAAGUGCUUUCACAACAGCGUAUUCCAAACACCAUCGCCCAGAGUUUCCUCAUACACUCCUGGCAGUUUUCCCUGCCAAACAAGAGACAGAUCUGGCACAGGAGAAAUAAACAAGCACAGCAAAGGAGAAAGCUAUUUUCAGUUCCUACUAGUUGGGAGGAUUGCUACAACAUUUUCUACUGCAUUACGCAGUGAGGUUGGGUGAGUCAGAGAAGUCUUCCCAUUUUACUACUGUUUAAUAUAUGAAAAACUCCUGCUUCCUUUUUGUGAGGAUUUUUUUUUUAGCAUUCUGAGAGGGAUCUUGAAAAAUGAAAGUAGGCAAUACUAGAAUUUUUGAAAAGCCUGAAGAAUGCUUCUCAACUCCAUUUAGUUUCACUUCUUCAGGCUGAUUUCAGACACAUCUUGAAAUGAAGGCAUCAGAGCCCCUUACCUGGCCACACUCUGGAGGUUUACAUCUCCCCAGAGAGCUCAGUCAAGCCCAUUAACACUGGCACAUGUGUGCAGGUUACACAUCACUUACCCGGGGUGACACUUGCACACAACAGCAAGGUAGAUGCUCCUGUGUCUUUUGGGAUCCAUUCUGUGCAGUGACAGCACAGAAGGCAGCAGUCUGUGUCUUCACUGCUGCCUUUGAGCAGGCCAGCUGCCUCCCCACCCUUUUUCUCCCAGGUACUAAUUGACUCCUUUUUUAAAAAAAGAUACUUCUGGAAAAACGGCCUCAUAAACAUCUUUUUACAAUACAGAACUUGAUGUUGCUCACAAACAACUCUCCCCUUGCCCACAGCCCAACUCUCAUCCCUCCCCUUGUUUUAAAUAGGCCUCCCUGCCCAGGUGAAGCCACUGAUGAGGCCUGGCAGCCCACAGGGAUGGUGCUCUUGCAGCUGGUGACAAAUCCUAAAAACACCAAAUAAUUCUGUGCCAGAGCACUCCUCCCUGUGCUAUUCUCCCCCUGCCCCUUCCCUUCCCCUCCUGUCCUCUGAUAUUUCCUGAGAAAUACAUGCAGACCACUGGACAAGUGAGUCCCUAACUUGUCACAGGGCCAAGGACACACACCAUCUGUGUGUGACACCUAUUCAUCCUGUGGGAGAAACACCUUGGGCUUACUUGGCAUAAAUCAUCCUUUCAGGACUGGUGAGAAAAGUUUUAAUCACCUAAAAAUGCAUUCCCUGAAACUGCAUUGCAAAAACACAACCCUCAGCUGAGGGGACAAGGAAGGACACCAUGGAGGCUGUGUUGAGAAAGGCCAAGAGGUCUGAAUUUGCUGAGUGCAAGACCCUGCACCUUCAGGAGAUGCUUUAGGCUCUGGCAGGGGCUCCAUGAACAAGCCACUAUUCCUGUUAAUGUUUUUACUUCAAAACCAGAGGAAGAGACUGACCAUACAUACUCUCAGCAGAGCUGUUAGCUCAGAAACCCCAGCUGUGCUCUACCUCCUGUCAUUUUAGGGUUGUUUCCAGUUUUUCUAACCCUGUGAUCCAGCGUGGCACUAAUUGCCCAAGACUAGGGAAAUCCUCUGAUCCGCCAGCAAAUCUGCAGGUACUGGCAUCACCAGUUUCCAGACAGGGACAACAGUUUGCUCCUGGAUGUUGGUUUCCCCCAUUCCCUGAGUGUGCACAUGAGGACAUGGGCAAGGAGGGCAGCUCCAGUGUGGGGCUGGUGGCCAAAGCCAAGAACUCCAGAGCACAGCCAGGACUCCAGGGAUCGCUGUAGUGACUGGGGAGAGCAUACACAGCCAGGUGACCCAUCACGUCCCCAGCUCAGACACCAGCCAAGCUAGGGUGCAGAUGUGUAUGCAGAUCAAGCCAUCCCACUAGCAGGUUAGACCUUUCCUUGUACACACUCUUCCCCCUUCCCAACCUCACACCAUUUUUCAUGGAACAUUCAGCUCUUCCCUGACAUGGAGGAGGUUUUCAAAAUCUAAGUAAAUUCCUUUAUUUCCAAGCAGAUUGGAGCCCAAAUCCCAGUAUCUCUCUCAUGGCUCCUUUGGCUGUUGCAGAGUGGAUGCAGCCUCUCCCCUGCACAGUAAUUACUGCCAAGGAAGGGGAUGAAAGGGGGAAAGUACUUUAGUGCUGCUCCUGCUCCGCUGCAGGGCUCAGCUGACCCACGACACCCAAAGAUGAUGUGCCUUGUACAGAUUUAACUCACUUCCCUUCCUGAUGCUACUCCAGUACUCAGGUUUUGGGAAGUCCUGGCAUGGCCCCUUUUCCCACAGUCCCGCAGUUAAGAGAUGUUCCAAUUGAACAAUCCCAUUUCUCCACCCUUUUCUUUUUUUGCUUUGCCAGAGUGGGUAAUGAAAAACGGUGCCUUUUUGAUGUACAGAAAGUGCUGGUUAUUCUGUGCUGGAGUCUUGAGUCUCCCUUUGAUGUAAUCCUGAACUUCAGGGUUUCCAUAAGUGACAUUUUCAAUCCCAUCAUAACUACAGAAAUGCUGAAAGAAAAUGGCAUGUAUGAUUCCCCAAACUGGAGAUUUGUGAAAAAGGAAAGAUUUCAAAUUAACUUUUGCCCCUUGCUGCCUUUGCUAGUUGAAUUGUGACUCAUUUUGUUUGAGAAAGGGUUUUUCCAACAGAACAGGCCAAAACACUGUUAAGUGUCAACAGCAAAUCACUUCUCAUUGCACUCACUUUCUGAAGAUCUUCGUGUAGGUGUACAGCCCUCCCAUCUCACAAAUGCUGGCUGCUUUGAGACAGCUGCAUAAUGAAAAGCAAGUAACUUUAUUCCUUUCUCUUUACUUGUUUGCAUUUCAGUAGCAGAAAACAAAAAAAAAAAAGAAAAGAUGCUCCAACCAGGCUUCACGUUCUGUUUUGGGGCAGUUUUCACCCAAUUCUGCUAUCUCCUGCCCGUCCCCACAGCUUCACUCUCCACACUGCAAGAAAAAACCCACCUUCCUGGUGCCCCUUGCCAAGGCAUCCCUGUGGUGGCAGAAGACUUAGGUCAUCCCCAAGCUUUAAUGCUCUGGGCCAGCACGUGGCCUCCACACCUGAAGCACAGCAGUGCCUCAAAGAGGGGCUGUGCCACUCUCCCCCUCCAUGUCAGGAAUUAAGUCCAGCUUCACUCUUGCCAGGGUGGGAAGAAAAGCUUUAGGGAAUGAGGUGAGGAAGCAGCAAGUUGGAGGAGGCACAUGGAGAUACCUCCCCACCUCUGCUAACCUGGUGUUUCAGGCCAGCUGCAGCUAUCCCUGCCAUGGGUGCUGGUGUGGGAAGGAGUGGAGGCAGGAAGAGGGAAAGGGAAAUGCCAGCAAGGAGCACAGUUCAGCUGGUCUGCAGGGUAUUACCCUGUCCAAGACAGGAAGAGCAGGAGAAUUCCCAACUCGGCAAUAGUCACUGUCAAACUGAGGUAGAAGGAGGAAAGGGCUGCAAUUAUACUCUUCCAUGGCCAAAAACCAAGAACCAAGUGCUUUCUAAGUCAUCUGUUUUGUAAGUUAUUAGUCACCAGCACUUCCUAGCCACAUAAACUCAUCCCAUUUGAUUUUACACCUCCUGACAGGUCCCCGGGCCACUUGGACGCGAGCUUCCCAUCAGUCUCACGAGAGGAGAGGCGAUUCAGAAAGCACCACCGCAGCAGGACUUAGGAAGAUGUGGAUGCUUUGCUUCACUGCAAUUCCCUGGCCUUGAGAGCUGGAUGCACAACUCAGAUGAUUCUUUGGCUCACUGUCCUGUGAAAUGGGGUUUUUUUAUAGGAAAGCACAUAAAAUGCAGCUAAGGCAGCUCUGACAAGCUAAACCAAAGGAUUUGUCUCUGUUAAUGACACAUGCAUAUGGCUUUUGAAUGCAUCCUGAAGAAUUUGCAGCCAUAAACAUUUAUGCAAGAAGGAAACUGUGGUAGCAGAAACCUACCUAAUUUAUAAAAUAGUGACUGGUACACUACAUGCUGAGAGGAUGCUCACCUAUGUGACCCUGGGGCUACCAUUAAUUGAAAAAGAAUCCUGACCCUGCCCAUGCAGGAAAAUCAGCAUUUUCUGCUGUCUUCAGUCGCUGCGUUGAGGAACUGCACCGGGAGACAAGCAGCAUUUCAAAGGGGCCUGGCUACCAGAAAACAGUGCUCAAAAUGAACACGAGUUUUCAGAGUGCUGCAAUCAUCUCCAGCCCAAAUUCAGAUCAACCCAAGGAAGAGAAACAGUGAUCCAUUGGCACAGACAAACUCCGGCUGGCACGUCGUCCUCCAGCAGAGCUAAGGCAGAGAACAUCACCACAAACCCACAAGAAGCGCCACGCCCAUUCAAUAACCUAUAAUUUUUAAAUAUAACAUUUUAUUGCUUAGAUGGUUUGAUACAGAACAAGUUUUACUUUUUAUUUUGAAUUUGGAAGUACUGUACAACUGAAAAAAAGAGGAAUAAAAGUACCAAAACUA
Messenger RNA from Zonotrichia albicollis (white-throated sparrow), 13392 nucleotides. Lineage: Eukaryota; Metazoa; Chordata; Aves; Passeriformes; Passerellidae. The record is from RefSeq and is a predicted model, not a curated record.